AUGGCUUGGGAUUGGCGGGAUGUCGACGGAGUCAACUACGCCUCCGUGGAUCGCAAUCAACACAUCCCACAGUACUGCGGCUCGUGCUGGGCAUUCGGAGCAACUUCUGCCCUGGCUGAUCGCAUAAAUAUCAAACGAAAGAACGCAUGGCCAUCGGAAGUUAUUGAUUGCUCUGGAGCUGGAACAUGUGUUGCCGGUGGUGAACCGGGCGGUGUCUACAAGUACGCUCAUGAACAUGGAAUUCCGCACGAGACCUGCAACAAUUAUCAGGCCCGUGAUGGACGAUGCGAUCCUUACAAUCGAUGCGGUUCAUGCUGGCCAGGCGACUGCUUCUCAAUCAAAAACUACACCCUUUACAAGGUCAAGGAAUACGGUACGGUAAGUGGAAUUGAUAAAAUGAAGGCAGAAAUCUAUCACAAUGGACCGAUCGCAUGCGGAAUUGCCGCCACGAAAGCGUUCGAAUCGUACGCAGGAGGAAUAUAUAAGGAAGUCACUGACGACGAUAUCGAUCAUAUCAUCUCGGUUCAUGGAUGGGGCGUUGAUCAUGACAGUGGUGUGGAAUUCUGGAUUGGACGCAACUCAUGGGGUACUCCAUGGGGUGAACAUGGCUGGUUCCGUGUCGUCACAUCUGCCUACAAAAAUGCUGGAAGUAAAUACAAUUUGAAGAUCGAAGAAGACUGUGUGUGGGCGGAUCCAAUUGUAUAA
This is a messenger RNA of Ostertagia ostertagi, 705 nucleotides long. The record is from the annotation of a GenBank genome assembly. Lineage: Eukaryota; Metazoa; Nematoda; Chromadorea; Rhabditida; Trichostrongylidae.